Molecule: messenger RNA, 626 nt
Organism: Oryza brachyantha (malo sina)
Lineage: Eukaryota; Viridiplantae; Streptophyta; Magnoliopsida; Poales; Poaceae
Product: NADH dehydrogenase [ubiquinone] 1 beta subcomplex subunit 10-B-like
Exons: 3
Coding region: 84-401 (105 amino acids)
Source: RefSeq, a predicted model, not a curated record
GGGUAUCGAUCAGAAAUCCCCAACCCAAUCGGAGGAGGAGAGCUCGGCGGCGGCGGCGGCGGCGGCGGCGGCGGCGGCGGGAGAUGGUGCGGAAGGGGAAGGUCGAGUUCGACGAGAGCCCGCCGGAUGACUUCGACCCGAGGAACCCGUACGGGGACCCGGUGGCGAUGCUGGAGUUCCGGGAGCACCUGGUGCGGGAGAAGUGGAUCCAGAUCGAGACCGCCAAGAUCAUCCGCGACCGCCUCCGCUGGUGCUACCGCAUCGAGGGCGUCAACCACCACCAGAAGUGCCGCCACCUCGUCGACCAGUACCUCGAGGCCACCCGCGGCGUCGGCUGGGGCAAGGACGCGCGCCCGCCGGAGCUGCACGAUCCCAAGAAGAAGGUGGAGGCCGACGAGUAGUAUUCCUGCUGCUGCUGCUUCUUCUUCUUCUCUUCCUGGACUGAAGAGGUGAUCAUUCCGUUAAAUUUGAAAGGAGUAACUGGGUUCUGCUGCAGUUCUUAUUUGGCCUAUCUAGUUGCUCAUGGACUUUUAAUAAAUGAUGAUGUUGAAGUAACAUUGCUGUCUGGUGCUUGUAUUUUCCUGCCCGUUUUAUAUAAGAACCGAGCAAAUACAUGCUUGAACUAA